AUGGCCAAAUCCGAAGGCUACCUGCCCAUCUCUUCCUCCGAACUUGAUAUUGGUGUUCAUCCAGCCGAAGCAAAACCCAAAUCCAGAUUGCAAAAGACUGUUCAAGGCUCCGUGAUCGUUUUGAGCGUACUUGCGGCGCUCGGUCUUGGUUAUUCAUUUGGGUUGCAACAUUCUUACGCUGCUACAGCCACCACGAUACUACCCGCUGGUGACGUGCAUUACUACAUGCAAUUCAACAAAACAUUUCCACAACGUCCAAAUGAAGAGAGCGAUGCAGCCUGGGCGUCCUUGUUCCCAGAGAAGUUGGGCUUCGUACAGCACCCUGAGCUUGCACCAGAUGUAGCCAGUAUCGCCGUCUUCCACGAGCUACAUUGCUUGAACAUGCUUCGGCAGGCGUUCUGGGCUUCUGUAGACGGAAAACUGGCAGAAAUGGGAGACGAGUCUCGCGAAAAGAAUCAUCGCACAAGUCAUCACCAUGUCCGCCAUUGCUUCGAGUACCUCCGACAGUCCCUCAUAUGUCUUGCAGACUCAAACCUAGAGAUGAUGAACUAUACUGCACGAGGUAUCUCUGGGUGGCAAACUGAGAGGACCUGCAGAAACUUCGAGGAGUUAAGUGAUUGGUCAAAUGAAUGGGGAAUCACAAGGAAGGAAGCGCUGCACAACCAUGAUCUCGCACAGAACUUUGUCGAUGAAGGAGAUGGAGUAUAG
Messenger RNA from Alternaria alternata, 708 nucleotides. RefSeq lists its product as hypothetical. The record is from RefSeq and is a predicted model, not a curated record. Bases 1 to 708 code for a protein of 235 amino acids. Lineage: Eukaryota; Fungi; Ascomycota; Dothideomycetes; Pleosporales; Pleosporaceae. Gene Ontology annotation, biological process: mycotoxin biosynthetic process. The transcript has 3 exons.